UGAUGCAGUUAACUGUCAAGCCAAGAUCUAGUUUGAUCAACUCCUGCAAUACACAUGGCUUCCCAGCGGCAAGUGCCACUGCUCACGACAGCGGCUAUCGCCUUCCUAAUAAUCCUACCGUGGCCGUCCUCCGCCGAGGAAUACAGGGUGGGGGGCGUCUUCUCGUGGAGCCUCUUGUACCCUUCCAACUGGACCGACGGCAAGAACUUCACCGUCGGCGACAGCCUAAUGUUCCUGUACCGUGCCGGCAGGCACACGGUGGUGGAGGUGACCGGCGCGGGGUUCAGCGCCUGCAACGCGACGGGGAAGGGGAACCAGCUGGGCUCCUGGAGCUCCGGCCGCGACGCCGUCAGGCUCGACAAGGUUGGGAGGAGGUGGUUCAUCUGUGACGUGGAGGACCACUGCACGCGUGGCAUGAGGCUCCUCGUCACCGUCGCCGAGGACAACGCCACGUCGUCGGCGGCGGCGGCGCCCUCUCUGAACUUUAUUGAUGUUGGCGUCACGGUGGCCGUGCUGGUGAUCGGCGCCUCGGCCGCGCUCAUGUUUUAGCUGGGUCGAUCAUCGACGACGCCCCCGCGAUGGCGUGAUACGACAUCAAGUAUUGACCUGUUGUUUGUUGCUCCUUGACUUAUUAGUUAUGGUUAUCUUUGUACCGGAUUUACUUGUUUGGCUUUGUGGCCAACUUCUUGCUUGGUAACGACGAAGACGGCAUUUCUUUAGGCUCA
Molecule: messenger RNA, 725 nt
Organism: Brachypodium distachyon (stiff brome)
Lineage: Eukaryota; Viridiplantae; Streptophyta; Magnoliopsida; Poales; Poaceae
Product: basic blue protein
Exons: 2
Coding region: 55-549 (164 amino acids)
Cellular component (GO): plasma membrane
Molecular function (GO): electron transfer activity
Source: RefSeq, a predicted model, not a curated record